CACUCACGUCUAGGGCUCUGCCCCGCCUGGGAACGGCACGCUCUCGGCAGAAGAGGAAACCCCAAGCGCGGGAAGCAGCGCUGAGCACCGCGCCCGAGAGGGGCACCGAGGGGAUUGGGGAGCCGGGAAGGGCAGCGGAGCCCGGAUCCGGUGUGGGACAGCCCGGAUCUGGUGUGGCACAGCCCGGAUCCGGUGUGGGACAGCCCCGACCCGGUGUGUGACAGCCCCGAUCCGGUGUGUGACAGCCCCGGUGGGCGAUGCUGCGCUGGCUGCUGGCGGCGCUGGCGGCGCUGGCGCAGGGCACCCUGGCAGCACACGACGUCUCCUGCUGGAAGAAAUGCAACACCUCCAAGCCUUUCCACUGCUCCUGGCCGCCCCUCGGCCCCGCCGGCAGCACCUCCUACAUCCUGACCCUCUGCUUCGAGAAGCAGGGCCGGUGCAGGCGGUUUGAGGCGGGCACGGCCACCAGCUACAUCCCCCCGCAAAGCCAAGUGUACAUCUUUGAUAACACCACGGCCUGGGUGGAGGCACGAUGGAGGGACCAGGUCCGCAGGACCCCCAACCGCACCCUGCACCUCAACGAGGCUGUCAAACUGGAUCUACCCACUGGGAUGUCCUUCUCCAAGAGCGGUGGCCAGCUGAGGGCGCGGGUGCCACAGCCGCAGUGUGACAGCCUGAAGCAGCCACCGCAGCACGAGGCUCGCUUCUGGAGGGUGGGAGACAGCAGCUGGACACAGGUGACAUGUGAGACAGUGAUGCUGACAGCUGAAGAAAACUCAGUGACCUGUCCCCUGGGGGUCAACGGCACCUUCGUGGUCCAGCUCCGGCACAAGCCUCCCCACUGGAGCAGCUACUGGAGUGACUGGAGCAGCAACAUCUUUCCUCCUGCAGCAAUCCUGAGGAGGCCGGUGCUGAGCCAUCAACUGGGCAAACUGGGCAGAGACGGGCAGCGGGUGCUGAGGCUGAGCUGGCAGCCAGUCCUCAUGGAGCAAAAGGACGUCACCUACAAGCUGGACAUCAGCAUGGUGGGGUGUGGCUGUGCAGAGUCGGAUGAGGAGGGCUCGGUGGAGCUGGGCGGGGAGGUGACAGAGCACAGCCUCACCCUGUCCGGGGCGGAGUACCAAAUCCUGCUGACCGCCAGCAAUGCCGCGGGGCAGGGCCCGGCGGGGCAGCUCCGGGUGCCGGCAGAGCAGCGCGCAGGUACCGCCCCUCCAGAGAUGCUCAGCUCCCCCGGCAGCCCUCAGGGCGUAGGGGUUUUUUUUCAGCUACCCCGAAUAUCCCCCGUUUCAUCCCAGAUUGUUGUAUCGCACUAAAUAACGCGGCUCUCAUCACCAGAUCUCAGCUUCAAGGAGAUCAGCGUGGCCGGCAGCACCGUGACUGCGCACUGGGAAGCGCCGGUGCCCGGCGAGGCUUUCUGCUUCGAGCAGCAGACGCUGCCAGAGCCCCCGGAACAGGGAGUCUGCACCGAGCAGGAAUUCCCUGCCAACAGCACCCACGUGCAGAAAGGAGCGCUGGGAGCACGGGGCUGUCGCCGCCUCGCCGUGCACGGCUGGGACACGGAGCGGGGCUGGGCCACCUUCGCCUUGUGGCACCGCUACACCGGCAACGAUUCACUGGACGUGCCCUUCAACAUCAGCACCAGGGAUAGCGAGGCCGUGCUCCGCUGGGAGCCGUCCCCACGGGCCGCCUGCCCCGGUGCCCUGACCAAGUACCUCGUCUGCCACGUGGCCGAGGGGGACAAUGUGACCUACAGUGAAGUGGAGGCCACGGCAUCAAACUACACCCUCCAAAACCUCCAGCCUGGCACAGGUUACAGGGUGGGGGUUUGGGAGGUGACAGAGGACAGCGAGAGGACCUGCAGUGCUUGGUGGCCCUUCCAGACCAGGGCGCUGGGUCCCCAGGGAGCACCGUGGAGAGGCAACCUGAACUACCUGGGCAUCUGGCUUGGUGUCCCGGCUGCAGCUGCCAUCUACCACCUGAGCAAGAGGAGGGCUCGCCGUCUCCUCUUCCCACCCCUUCCCAAGCCUGUGGGCACCAAAGCCACGCAGUUCUCGGCCAGCCAGGGCCAGCCCCGGACAGGCCUCCUGGAGCCCUCGGAGAGGUUCAGCCCAGCCGAGCUGCUGCUGACGGAGCCGAAUCCCAGCGAGGAGACGACUGACACGGGCAGCCAGAGCGAGGUGCCGCUCCCCAACGUGUCGCAGCCCGACCCCGCCAUGGAAAAGCCGGAGACAGCGCUGAUGUCCCCGCCGGGCUGUGGGGAGGAGCUGCCCUUCGCCUACCGCAGGCAGGAGAUGCUGAGCCCGGUGGGAUCUCCCCCCUCCGGCAGCACCAGCUGCACCGGGCACCGACCUGGACAGGAGGAGCAGGAGGAGGAGGAGGAGGAGGAGGGAAGGCAAGGGCUGCAUCAGCCGCUGAUCCCCAUUGCCCUGCUCAUCUCCGACAAGCCCAUCAUCAUCAGGUGUUGA
Messenger RNA from Camarhynchus parvulus, 2465 nucleotides. RefSeq names its product interleukin 12 receptor subunit beta 1 (gene IL12RB1). The record is from RefSeq and is a predicted model, not a curated record. Lineage: Eukaryota; Metazoa; Chordata; Aves; Passeriformes; Thraupidae. Gene Ontology annotation, molecular function: protein binding. The transcript is spliced from 14 exons.